AUGUUGAUUCCGAUGACCUCAUCAGCAUGGGGUCCAACGAUUGAUGUGCUGAAGAAAAUUGACAUUCCAUCUGUCUUUAUUGGGGAAUCAUCAGCUAAUUCCCUGAAAGGCAAAUUCAUCUAUGAAAAAGGGGGCCACAUUAUUUUAGUUUCAGAAUUUACUCUUUCUCUGGAAUACUACCUAAUUCCUUUCCUUAUCAUAGUGGGCAUCUGUCUCAUCUUGAUAGUCUUUUUCAUGAUCACAAAAUUUGUCCAGGAUAGACAUAGAGCUGGAAGAAACAGACUUUGUAAAGAUCAACUUCAGAAACUCCCUAUUCAUAAAUUCAAAAAAGGAGAUGAGUAUGAUGUAUGUGCCAUUUGUUUGCAUGAGUAUGAAGAUGGAGACAAGCUCAGAAUCCUUCCUUGUUCCCAUGCUUAUCACUGCAAAUGUGUAGACCCUUGGCUGACUAAAACCGAAAAAACUUGUCCAGUCUGCAAGCAGAAAGUUGUUCCUUCUCAAGGCGAUUCAGACUCUGACACAGGUAGUAGUCUAGAAGAAAAUGAGGUGUCAGCACAUACCCCUUUACUUAGACCUCUGGCUUCUGUCAGCACACAGUCAUUUGGGGCUUUGUCAGUAUCCCGCUCACAUCAGAACAUGACAGAAUCUUCAGACUAUGAGGAAGAUGACAAUGAAGAUACUGACAGUAGUGAUGCAGAAAAUGAAAUUAAUGAACAUAGUGUUGUGGUCCAGCUGCAGCCUAAUGGUGAGCGGGACCACAAUAUAGCAAAUACUGUUUGACUUUCAGGGGUGAUUGGGUUAUUUCCCUUUAAAGUGUUUAUUUAGGUCUAUAAUUUGAUUUUUUUGCUUUCAGAGAUUCCUGUAGAAAUAACUUACUUUUUAUUGUUCUACAGUUCAGAUUGCUGAAACAGGUUUUUUUGAUCUGGUAUUUAUCUGCAGGGGUGCACUUCGUUUCACUAAUAACUAAUAAUAGACUGGUGCCGGAAGUCAGGCAUCCGAUCAACUCUCCUUUCGGAAUGAAAUAAAGCCACAACAUUAAAGAAAUUCCUCAGUAUAGCUUUCAGCUAAGACCUAGAUCGCAGUUAUGCAAAUGUUUCGUGUCAUCACACACAAGGUCAGUGCUGUGGCCACCGAGCAUGAGCCAGACCAACUCCCUCCUCCAUCAAGUUGCCUAUAGAGUCACUGAGUUGGAACAUGAUCGUUCUGUUAUUUGCCCAAAUUGCUGUUAGUGGGACGCAACAAAGUAAUUUAGCAUUUUUCCUAUCGGCACCACAAAGAAGACUUUUUCCUUUCUAUUCCCAAGUAGUCUUAUCCUGAUAGGAGUGGACUAUAUUAGUGUGCAGAUUUCAAAGGUUUUUUUUUUUAAAGGUUUUGAAUACUACAGUGUUAUUAUGAAUGUGACUCAUCAACUAAAGUAGUAAGUCUCUGGACUUCACUGAAUUUCGGUAUCCUUACAAGUUUUGUGUUGUGAUCAAACCAAAAGAAAAUGCUGUGUAAAACUACCAAACUUCAGUAACUGUUAAUACUCAGAUCAUAAUACUCUGAAGGCAGGAAAGAAUAAUAAAGAGCAUCUUAUGCUAAUAAGCCCUGCUAAACCAUGUAUAGAAGAAACUGUGUAAGUAUUAGACCUGAAAAUAAUUGCUUAUGUUUAACAGAACAAAUGUAUUUAAAUAAUGUAUUAUGAAAAGCUAAAUUAUAUUAUACAUCAUUGUAACUAUGUAGAAAAUAAUACCUAAUGUAUAAUGAAAAUGCUAAGAGUUUUUAUAUGACCUUGUAUGAAGGGAGUUUGAAUGUUAAUAAACACAUUUUCCACUUAA
Messenger RNA from Manis javanica (Malayan pangolin), 1814 nucleotides. Lineage: Eukaryota; Metazoa; Chordata; Mammalia; Pholidota; Manidae. The record is from RefSeq and is a predicted model, not a curated record.